Molecule: messenger RNA, 2650 nt
Organism: Salarias fasciatus (jewelled blenny)
Lineage: Eukaryota; Metazoa; Chordata; Actinopteri; Blenniiformes; Blenniidae
Gene: kcnd2
Product: potassium voltage-gated channel, Shal-related subfamily, member 2
Exons: 5
Coding region: 540-2330 (596 amino acids)
Biological process (GO): protein homooligomerization; potassium ion transmembrane transport; action potential
Cellular component (GO): neuronal cell body; postsynaptic membrane; voltage-gated potassium channel complex
Molecular function (GO): A-type (transient outward) potassium channel activity; protein binding
Source: RefSeq, a predicted model, not a curated record
GAGCCGCGGCGGCCACGGAGCACCGCGGUACUGCGAAGCUGGCUCGGUUCAGCUCGGUUUUGCUCCCCGCAGUUGUUACCGAAACGCCACCCCCCAUCACAGUUUGUGUCGUUUUGCCGGGGGAAGCACACUGCGGGAUCAGCGGGAGAUUCCGGCGGGAGAGCCGGUGCGGGGGCAUGCCUGCGGCGGCAGCUCCGGGUCCGGGAGCGGAGCGCGCAGUUCCCCUGAGAGCAGCUGGACUUGUUGCUGUUGGAAAAGAGAAUUCGUGAUUCUACGAGCAGAGGAGGUAGGAUCAAGGUGCGGAGUGAAGCUUUGUGGAGUUUCGUGAAGCUGGAGGAGAGUUCUGACAAACUGAGCACGUGUGGAUUUGUUCCGUUGCGCUUUUUACGCGCAGUUUUGGUGCGUAAAAUCUAACAUCAUCUGGAUAAACUGCUGGAUCGAUCUGUUGCUGCGCGCUCUGCGCUCUCUCUGGAUGUCCCUGAACCCACUCCUGCACCUCCACUGAGCCUCCGCACAGGUCCUCCACCAGCAGCGGCAGCAUGUCAGCGGGAGUCGCGGCGUGGCUGCCCUUCGCGCGGGCGGCGGCCAUCGGUUGGAUGCCGGUGGCCAGCACGCCGAUGCCCGUGCCCCCGAAGGAGAGGAAGCGCACGCAGGAUGGACUGAUCGUGCUCAACGUGAGCGGCACCAAGUUCCAGACGUGGCGGGACACGCUGGAGCGGUACCCGGACACCCUGCUGGGCAGCACCGAGCGGGACUUCUUCUUCCACGAGGAGAGUAACGAGUACUUCUUCGACCGCGACCCGGACAUCUUCAGGCACAUUCUCAACUUUUACCGCACGGGAAAGCUGCACUACCCGCGGCAGGAGUGCAUCUCCGCGUACGACGAGGAGCUGGCCUUCUUCGGCAUCAUCCCGGAGAUCAUCGGGGACUGCUGCUACGAGGAAUACAAGGACCGGCGGCGGGAGAACCAGGAGCGCAUCCAGGACGACGAGGAGGCCGAUCCGGCCAGCGAGCUGGUCUCCGCGGACAUGAGUUUCCGUGAGACCAUGUGGCGCGCCUUCGAGAACCCGCACACCUCCACCAUGGCGCUGGUCUUCUACUACGUGACCGGCUUCUUCAUCGCGGUGUCGGUGCUCGCCAACGUGGUGGAGACGGUCCCGUGCGGCUCCGCUCACAACCGGGUCAAGGAGAUGUCGUGCGGGGAGCGUUACGCGCUGGCCUUCUUCUGCCUGGACACGGCGUGCGUCAUGAUCUUCACGGUGGAGUACCUGCUGCGCCUGAUGGCCGCGCCGAGCCGCUACAAGUUCGUGAAGAGCGUGAUGAGCGUCAUCGACGUGGUGGCCAUCAUGCCCUACUACAUCGGCCUGGUCAUGACCGACAACGAGGACGUGAGCGGCGCCUUCGUCACGCUGCGCGUCUUCAGGGUCUUCCGGAUCUUCAAGUUCUCGCGGCACUCGGCGGGCCUGCGCAUCCUGGGCUACACGCUGAAGAGCUGCGCCUCGGAGCUCGGCUUCCUCCUCUUCUCGCUCACCAUGGCCAUCAUCAUCUUCGCCACCGUCAUGUUCUAUGCAGAGAAGGGAUCCAGCGCCAGCAAGUUCACCUCCAUCCCAGCAGCCUUCUGGUACACCAUCGUCACCAUGACAACUCUGGGAUACGGCGACAUGGUGCCGAAGACCAUCAUGGGGAAGAUCUUCGGCUCCAUCUGCUCCCUGAGCGGCGUGCUGGUCAUCGCCCUGCCGGUGCCCGUCAUCGUCUCCAACUUCAGCCGGAUCUACCACCAGAGCCAGAGAGCCGAGAAGCGGCGAGCGCAGAAGGCGUCCAAAGAAGCCGGACAGGCGCUGGUCUGCAAGACCAACCCCAACUUCGAGGUGCACCACCACCACCUGCUGAACUGCCUGGAGAAGACCACGAACCACGAGUUCGUGGACGAGAAGUCGUACGAGACGAGCUGCAAGGAGGUGACCCUGGUCAAGCAGGCGUCCCGCUCUUCGUCCGUCUCCUCCUCCUCCUCGCCCCACGGCUUCACCUCCUGCUGCAGCCGCCGGAAGAGGAAGACCUUCCACGUGCCCAACUCCAACAUGGCGGUGGGGCUGCAGGGCAGCAUCCAGGAGCUGAGCACCAUCCAGAUCCGGGAGCGGCCGCUCAACAACAGUCGUUCCAGUCGGUCCAGCCUGAACGCUAAAUUCGAGGAGACCCUCCCUCUGAACUGUGACCAGCCGUAUCUCACCGCCGCCGUCAUUAGCAUGCCCACGCCGCCGGGAACCACGCCCGAGGGCGACGACUCCACCGACUACUCCCAGACCAACAUCGUGCGUGUUUCCGCGCUCUAGGCCCCGCCCAGUCCCCCGCCACAGCGCCCCCUGGAUGACAGAGGCGUCGACCGCAGACUGACCAAUGGUAGACAAGCAGAUCCGUCACGAACUGACUCCGAUUCGGAUUUUCUUUGAUUUCCUUGCUGAGGAGCUCGAACGACCACGUUAGCCUGCGAACGCACGAGUCAACAGGAGGUCAAAGAGCAGCGGAGAGCUGACGUCCUGAACCGGGCUUCCUCUUGUCUCUCAUGGAUUUGAAACGGUCUGACGGAGGACUUUGAGCAUGCUCAGUACGUGUGUGUGUGUGUGUGUGUGAUUGUUUUCAAGAGUCGGACUCU